Messenger RNA from Adelges cooleyi (spruce gall adelgid), 1424 nucleotides. RefSeq lists its product as uncharacterized. The record is from RefSeq and is a predicted model, not a curated record. NCBI's taxonomy places the organism in Eukaryota, Metazoa, Arthropoda, Insecta, Hemiptera, Adelgidae. The transcript has 2 exons. The coding region runs from base 21 to 1424 and encodes 467 amino acids.
UUAAAUAUAAAGAAACAACAAUGAUUGCUGACAUGUCUGCAUUUUUGUUAUGUUGUUUUGCUGUAACGUCAAAUAUAAAAAAAAUCCAAUCAGUUGAUAACAAGAUUUAUCCUAUGCGAUUUUUGAAUAAAACAUUACCUGAAAACUAUGUACAUACCGUAAAAAAAUGUAAGACAUUCAACAAACAUAGAAUUGUUAUUACACCUGCAUACUGGAGUAUUCUGUCAUCGCCCAGUGUCGGCAGUAGUCAAGUUUACUCGUUCAAAUUAAAAAGCCAGGUGAAGUUCGAGAAGAAAGUUCAGGACAUCAAAUGCAGUUUUUGUGCAAUCACAAAAUCAAACAUAUUGCAUUUGAAGGACUUGGUUGAAAAAUUAAAAAGCAGAGAACCAUUCGUUAGUAACCAGCACGAUAUAGAACGUGUUAAAAAGGAAGCCGAAAUUAUAGUUCGUUUAUUGCUGUUGGGAAAUGUUGAAACGGGCAAAUGGCUUUGGAGUUAUUUUUUGAAAAUCAUAGCCAUCAGCAAGUACGACGACAAUGCGACUUUUAUCAACGAAAAUCCGUUCGACGACGAGCAACUGCAAACCGACGUUUCGGAUUUCAUCGAAAAUUGUAUAGCUGAAAAAUACUUACCUGUCGUUGCAAUGGAAUCCGACUUUGUGUGGAAAAACACUAGAAGAUACGUCAAGAUGUUUCGCCAUUUACGUUUGUCCGAAGGGUUUUUAGGCGUUUUACUUGGCCCCAAUUACAAUGCCACUAUAGAGUUUUUAUACUUAAAACCAUUUUGGGACGACCAAAGACAGCUGUUGUUGUUUGGGCAAAUAACAGGAGCCAAUGUCGACUGGAGUACGGCGAAACAACGACAUGAAGUAGAGGUAUCUGCUACCAGAGAAUUUGUGGAAAAUCGCACUUGGAUAUACAAACCGUACGGUCGACAUGUCCACCAACAGUUGUUGAUCAACAUAAUCGAUGCUAGAAUUUAUUGUUACCUUUCGGUUGUACUGCAUGUUUAUGAAAAAAAUUUGCCCAUACACAACGGCAUAACUGUGACACUGGUGAAAUAUUUUUUAAAAAAAGUUAUCUAUGCCGCGUUGGAAUUGACGGCGUACAAAGAUGAUUUUCUCGUGGGAAUUUUAUCAGAAAUCAAGAUGUUAACCGUAGACAACAUCGACGACAUAAAAGACAUUCUGGUAAGAGUGAAGGCAAAGGCCAACGGUAUCCUGAACGAUUUAAACGGGACCAGCACAAGCCGAAUCGAUCGGCUCGGUAUCAACGUUGAUGAACCGGCUACCAACAGUUUGAUAAGAAGAUUCAUUAAGAAAUUCGAAGACUUUUUGACCGACUUAAAAGACUUCUUGCCGGUACGAUAUAAACUGAUUUUGCAUUUUAUGGAUGUUGUUAAAAUGCCCACUGUUCGAUACGUUUGA